Gaeumannomyces tritici R3-111a-1 is the source of this 2691-nucleotide messenger RNA. Its product is annotated as ammonium transporter MEP1. Bases 851 to 2392 code for a protein of 513 amino acids. Lineage: Eukaryota; Fungi; Ascomycota; Sordariomycetes; Magnaporthales; Magnaporthaceae. Gene Ontology annotation, molecular function: ammonium channel activity. Gene Ontology annotation, biological process: ammonium transmembrane transport. Gene Ontology annotation, cellular component: plasma membrane. The record is from RefSeq and is a predicted model, not a curated record. The transcript has 4 exons.
UUGAUACAGGUCAGCCACUCUGACAGAAAUGGGCUGGUCAUGGAUAGUAGCUUUCCCGUCUUGCUGUCCCUCCCGCGUUUUCUCUUCUUUCUUUUAUCUGUUAUUUUUUGACAGCUUUUGCCUUUCGACACACUUGGCGUCUUGGACGUAGCUAAUCCUGGGUGUGAGCACAGGAUGUUGGAGCCCUGCGAGCCUGUCAGCCCUCGGGGUUGGGCAAGCUCAUCCCACGUAGUUUGGGGGAAAUGUUUUCAGCCGAUAGAGGGAGGCAAUUAAGAAAGACGAACGAACUAAAACGGGGAAGGGCCCGGGGGUACGACGCUACGGGAAAAGAAGGGCUCGACACCCGUCCGCGUCGACCGAGCCAGCCCACAGCCCAAAGUAGGGGUACAUUGCCCUCCUCUCCGCCCUCGCUCCUGUUUAAGAUGGCACGCCCGCACCUCCGCUUUUCCAUAUCAAUGCUGGGGGAGGCAUGCUAGUCGUAUGCACGCAACUGCAACGAGCCCACACACCCACACACCCGGCCCCGUUUUUGGUAGGACGACACAUGCACCCGGGGGCUGGAGGUAUAAAUAUAUUGAGAAAGCAUCCCGCCCGCACCCGGCCGCUUGGUCUCGUCCCAGCCCAGCUCCGCCCGCCGCGUGUGACGAGUCCCAGUCCCGUCCCCACGUCGACCCUGCCUGCAGUCGAGUUGUGAUCGACGACGCGGGCCAGACAGACACAGCGUCUGACGCCGUCCACGACAACGCCUCCGUUCCUUUGUCCUCCCCCGAAAACGACACGGGCGAUUCGGUACUACAUCCUCCAUCUGUUGUUCCUCUGAUCUCGCUCACGCGACAAGUUCACCCUCACCAUGUCAUACUCGUGGAUAGGGGCGCCAGCCCAGUUUAAUGGCACCAAUGCCGACCUCGGCGGCGACUCGGCCACCGAGAACCUCAACCAGUGGUACCAGUCGGGCGACCAGGCCUACAUCCUGAUCGCGUCGGCCCUGGUGCUCAUCAUGAUCCCCGGCAUCGCCUUCCUCUACUCGGGCCUCGCUCGCAGAAAGUCGGCCCUGUCCAUGAUCUGGGUCGUCAUGAUGUCCUUCAGCGUCGUGAUUUUCCAGUGGUAUUUUUGGGGAUACUCGUUGGCCUUUAGCUCCAAGACCACCAAUGGCUUCAUCGGCGACCUGCACAACUUUGGCCUCAUGAACGUGCUCGGCAAGCCCUCCCAGGGCUCCGUGCUCAUCCCCGAGCUGCUCUACUCCUUUUACCAGAUGCAGUUCUGCGGCGUCACCGCCGCCCUCGUCGUCGGCGCCACCGCCGAGCGCGGCCGCGUCGUCCCCGCCAUGGUCUUCACCUUCUUCUGGGCCACCAUCGUCUACUGCCCCCUCGCCCACUGGGUCUGGAACGCCAACGGAUGGGCCUUCAAGUACGGCGUCCUCGACUACGCCGGCGGCGGGCCGGUCGAGAUCGGCUCCGGCAUGUCCGCGCUCGCCUACUCGUGGGUUCUGGGCCGCCGCAACGAGAAGAUGAUGCACAACUUCCGCCCGCACAACGUCUCCCUCAUCACCCUCGGCACCAUCCUGCUCUGGUUCGGCUGGCUGGGCUUCAACGGCGGCUCCGCCUUUGGCGCCAACCUUCGCGCGGCCGUGGCGUGCUGGAACACCUGUCUGACGGCCAUGUUUGCCGCCAUGACCUGGUGUCUGCUUGACUUCCGCCUGUCCCGCAAGUGGUCUCUUGUCGGCUGGUGCUCGGGCACCAUCUCGGGUCUUGUUGCCGCCACGCCCGCCUCGGGAUUCAUCCCUCCUUGGGCCAGCGUCCUACUUGGCGUCGUCACUGGCGUCUGCUGCAACUUUGGCACCAAGAUCAAGUUUCUACUCCGUAUCGACGACUCCCUCGACGUGUUCGCUGAGCACGGCAUUGGCGGCAUCGUCGGUCUCAUCUUCAACGGCUUCUUCGCGGCCGACUACAUCAUCGGACUCGACGGCGUCAACACGGGCGUUGUCACUGGAGGCUUCCUCAACCAGAACUACAAGCAACUCUACGUCCAGAUCGCCUUUAUCGUGGCCUCCUCAGUCUACGCCUUUGUCGUUUCUGCCGCUCUGGCCAAGAUCAUCGACCUGAUCCCCGGCCUCAAGCUUCGCGCCAGCGAAGAAGCUGAGCUGAUCGGCAUGGAUGAUGAUCAACACGGAGAAUUUUGCAUGGACUACGUGGAGUAUCGUCGGGAUGUGAUGGCUUGGACGCCUCCCGUGAAGGUGGACGGGGUUGCUGUGCCACAACUGGGCGUCGAGGGCCACCAAGCCCUCCACGACAGCAUUAUCAACGGCAAAAAGACUGAAGAUACCGCCCCUCAAAGCCCCCAGACUGAGAAGAGCUCCGUCAACAAGACCUCAGUGGAGCGUCCUGCUACUUGAUCUGCCGUCAUGAGUGCAGCGAGGAUACCAGCUUUUAAUUAAAUUUAUCAAUAGUUUUAGUUGCUUAGACCGGUAUCACCCAUGCCCGGAGAGGGCGGGCUCGGGGGCCACACGCGGCCUGGAGAAGGGUGGGUAGGGGGGCUCCUGGCAUUGGCGGAUCCGGGGGAUUGGGAGCGGAGGAACAGGCUUCGGUGAUCUGAUCGUGUAUAAUACCUGUAUGUUUUUGACUGCACCCUCUGGCAGGUAGAUUUCUUUCCUAUUGAUUCCCAUUACAAUGUUCCUUUCUAAUGGUUCGUGCC